CCUUAUCCGAUGGUCCAUAUCUUACUCGAGGGUAGUUCCGUCAAAUCACACUGCACAUUUUCCCGGCCGCCGCCCUCCUCGUUGUCUUAGCGCUCGUCUCCGUCCAGCAGUAAAUUAACCCACGGCCGACCUCCUGCAAAUGGCGACGACAGCGGCGGCUGCUGGCUUCUUCUCCGGCCCUCUCCACCUCAAGAAAGCCAAAUCGCUCUUCUCGCUUAGACUUUCCACUUCCAUUCAGGCCCCUCCCGGAAUCUCCGGUCUCCGCUCGAUCUCUCCACUCUCUCUCUGCAUCCUCACGUCGAAGAACCCGGCCCGCCGAGGCGGAUCUUCCCGUUGCUCCGUGGCCCAGAAUGCUUUGUUGGAGGAGAAGAAGGAGGAGGAGGAGGAGAGAGAGCUUUCGACAGCCGCAGAGGGGAACACUGAGACGCGUCGGAAACUUUAUGUGACCAACUUUCCGUGGGACAUGUCCGCCCCCCAGAUCGAGGAGCUGUUCGGCCAGUGCGGCACUGUAAAGGGCGUCGAGAUAAUCAAGCAGAAGAAUGGAUCGACUAGGGGCUACGGUUUCGUCACGAUGGCCUCCGGAGAGGACGCACGAGCAGCUGUGGAAAAAUUGGAUUCAUAUGAAUUACAAGGGAGAAUAAUCAGGGUAGAGUUUGCAAAGCGUUUUAGGAAACCGCCACCACCUCCUCCACCGGGUUUUGUCCCUAGACAACCUGUUCACAAGAUCUAUGUAUCAAAUCUCGCUUGGAAAGCCAGAUCAUCCAACUUGAAAGAGCUAUUCUCUGAGAAAUUCAAUCCACUCUCGGCAAGAGUAGUUUUUGAAAACCCAACUGGGCGGUCUGCUGGAUAUGGUUUUGUUGGUUUUGCCACAAAAGAGGAAGCAGAAUCAGCUAUUUCUGAGCUGGAUGGAAAGGAAUUGAUGGGAAGACCAAUCCGUUUGAGAAUAAGUCAACGAGAUCCAGUGAAAGCUGAAAGUGAAGAUGAGGAAGGAAACUGAGCAGAUGAACAAUCGGUUUAUGUUUUAUUGAACAGAAAAGUAUGCGUGCAUUUCCCUGUCAUGCACAGCAGUAAUGGAGAAAACAAAUAGGUUUAAAACUAGGAAUAGAAUUAAAGUUUACAAUAACAACAAAAAAAAGUCCACCAUUAUUUUUUUAGGAUUGUGAUGUUUUUUUAUUCUGUUUUUCAUUGUUGGUAAGCCCAUAGAGUUU
Molecule: messenger RNA, 1208 nt
Organism: Zingiber officinale
Lineage: Eukaryota; Viridiplantae; Streptophyta; Magnoliopsida; Zingiberales; Zingiberaceae
Product: 29 kDa ribonucleoprotein, chloroplastic-like
Exons: 4
Coding region: 140-997 (285 amino acids)
Cellular component (GO): cytosol
Molecular function (GO): mRNA binding
Source: RefSeq, a predicted model, not a curated record